Molecule: messenger RNA, 2310 nt
Organism: Leguminivora glycinivorella
Lineage: Eukaryota; Metazoa; Arthropoda; Insecta; Lepidoptera; Tortricidae
Gene: Csas
Product: sorting nexin-8
Exons: 9
Coding region: 99-1406 (435 amino acids)
Biological process (GO): retrograde transport, endosome to Golgi
Molecular function (GO): phosphatidylinositol binding
Source: RefSeq, a predicted model, not a curated record
AGCAUGUGAUUGUCCUAUCAAUAAAUAAAGAGGAAGUGUCAAUUACGGGCCCUGCUAUCCUAUACACGGCUCUUGGAUUUGUUGACUGUUUAGUAAACAUGCAAGUUUACUUUUCAAUUGUCUUCGGUAUAGUUGUUGUGUUUAUCAGCCUUGCAGAAAUAAUUGAAGACAAAACAGCAGUUCUUAUCCUCGCCAGAGGUGGAUCUAAAGGCAUCCGUCUAAAGAAUCUACAACAAGUAAACAAUUCGAGUUUAUUAAAUCGUGCAAUUCACACGGCUAAGAUUGCUGGAAUCCGGGAUGUGAUUGUGUCAACGGAUCAUCCACUUAUAGCCCUAGAAAGCUUCAAAAUAACAACCAUGUCAAACCCUGAAAUAAUAACAUUUGAAGAUCUAGAGGCAACAGAUGUGAUCAGUGUGGAGUUGGUUCCGGAACGUAAAGGCCUCAUUCUGAAGCACUGUGAAUACUAUGUCAGCUCACGGAGACACGGCACCACUGUGACAAGGAGAUACAAUGAGUUUGUGCAGCUGUAUGAUGUGCUGUAUGCUAAGUACCCAUACCGAGCCGUAUGCCGCUUGCCCCCAAAACGCGUAGUGGUCAAUGGGGGCAGCCCCCUUUUCCUCCAACGCCGCCGCGCCGCGCUCCAAAGAUGGCUGACUCUUAUGGCAAGACACCCCGUCUUAGCCCACGAUGCCGAUUUAAGAACGUUUCUGUGCGAGGCGAACUCGAGACUCGAAAAACCGAAACAUGACGAGUUUACGUUGGCAGGGACACAAGAAAGCAGCUCUAGAGACAUGACCACAGAAGAGAUGCAGGCAGCUUUCGUGUCGAGCCAAGAACAACUGCGACUGGUACAGCUGGGCCUAGAUAGGCUGUUCCAAAUCUUCGAGAGAGCGGAAAGUCGCUGUGAAGCAGAAAAGGCGGAUAUAAGGGAACUUGGAGCGGGAUUGAACGCGCUUUCCGCCACCAACGUGUCUGACGCCGCCCGCUGGUCGCCCGUGCGAGAAGCGCUCAAAGUUGCUGCUGAGCUGGCCGUUGAGAUGGGUGAAAAUGCAACAGAAAACACGGACUUCACAGAAGAUGGUAUUGGAGGAAGGCUGCUGUUGGCUCUAGAUGCUUUAGGAGCUUACAGGGAACUGUGCGGGCGACUGACUCGGGGUUUACACGCCGAGCGAGCAGCGGCGGCCGCGCAACACAAGCACUCUGCCGCAAGUCAACUUUUGCGCGAGCGACAUCGAUAUGCGCUGUGUUGCGCCACACAGGAAGCGCUGCUGUCUCGCGCCUACGCACUGGCGGCAGUGGAAUCCCUCCCGUCCCUGUUUCGCACGCAGGGCGCCACGCACGCACGCGUCGCCACUCUGUGGGCCGACCUGCACACGGCCCUUCGGCACGCCGCCAAACCGAAAUAGACCGCUGAGGUAUGAUAUAAGAUAUGUACAUGUAUGUAGUGUAUACAAUAGGCUACCUAGACUCAUAUCAAAAUUGGCACAAUAAACGAUUGUUUUCUAUAGAAUUUGACUUAAGAAACGAAUAUUUAUAGAUUUGAGGUAUUAAAAGUGCACGAUGAGUAAGUAUUUUUGACUAAAAAUGAUUAUAUAUUUUUUUAAAAACGCUGUCGGCCAUGUAGUGACGUCAUAGGAUUCCAACCUAACUUCAUGUCGAAUCAUAAAUUACAUUAAAUGUCAUUUAUGAUUUAAAUAUAAAGCAUGUCAAUUUCUUUUGUUGAGAUUUUACAAGAGAUUUAGAGAAUCAGAUUUUAUGAUCGUAUUUCAUACUGCUUACGUGACGUGUUGUCAUGUAUCCCAACGAUCCUACAAAAAGUCUACUUUCGUAGAUAAUGCCAUACAACACAAACGCGCAGCCGUAAUAAACAUAAUAAAUAUGCGAUAGUCUGUGUCACAGGUGUCAUAAAAUCUAACAGAUGGCGUUAUUUUACCACCACCGACACAGCCACCCCAGACGUAGAUAUUCAUGUUUCUCUUUCCUUAAUUAAUUAAUAAUUGGGCCUAUAUACGUUCCACUGUUGUGCACAGGCCUAAUGAAAAAUAUUAGUUCACAUUUAUUACAAGGUACUUUUUUGUACGCCAUUUGUUUAACAUAUUUUAAUAAUAAAGUUGCUCGUACGGAUCCAAUAUUCGUUCAUAAUCGACCGAUCGUAUUUCUCUCAAUUUCAUAUAAAAAGAAGAAAACCAUAUCUCAUUAGCAGGGAGCGUACUUUUCAUGCCGAUGAUAUUAAUCUGACGUCACGCUCCGUAUAGGAUGAUCCCAAAUAGUUUUAAUGUAAAUUUAAAUCAUUAGUCGUCAAUCAUUUUA